Messenger RNA from Debaryomyces fabryi, 738 nucleotides. RefSeq names its product CREG family protein. The transcript has a single exon. The coding region runs from base 1 to 738 and encodes 245 amino acids. The record is from RefSeq and is a predicted model, not a curated record. Lineage: Eukaryota; Fungi; Ascomycota; Pichiomycetes; Serinales; Debaryomycetaceae.
AUGAAGAUAAAUACAAUAUCUUCUAGAUUAAUCAAAGUUGCUUACGCAAUUAAUCAUGUAUUAUGCUAUCCCGUGAUGGAAGAUUCAAUUUCUGUUUCUAAUAGUCAGAAGCCGCUCAAUAUAAAUGUGAUACCUAAUGUUGAGCAUGGAGCUAGAGUAGCUAGAACAUUGGUGUCUAGAGAAUCUCUUGUCAAUGUAAAUACUUUGAAAACAGUUAAACAUGGAGAUGAACAUAUGAAAAUCCCUGAUUCAUCGAUGGAAUAUUAUGCAGAUUGUGAUGGUAACGGAGAUCCUUAUUGGCUUGUGGUAGAUAUUGGAUCAACUUUCCAAAAUAUUGAAGAGGGGUCAGAUUACACGUUUACGAUUAGAGUAGGCGAUCAUCCUUCAAAUGAAGAAGUAGAUACAUCUUAUCCUGGUAGUAUCAAACAUUCUCCUGCUGGAUCGCCUAGAAUUAAUUUGAUGGGAAAGUUGGAAAAUGUAACUUUUGAAAAUCCAAUUGAUCAACUUAAACUUGAAGCUUGUUUCUUGAAGAGACACCCAGAUGCAAAAGCUUGGCUACCACGGAACAAAAUUACUCCUCAUAAGUCACACUGGGCUAAGCUUGUUGUUGAUGAGGUUUAUAUGAUUGGUGGAUUUGGUAAUUUGGCGUAUAUUGGCACAAUUGAGGGCGCUAUUUACCAUGAAGCGAAACUAAUCAAGUCGAAUACGGUGAAUACCGCUCAUAUUAAUUUGCUCUAG